This is a messenger RNA of Salvia splendens (bonfire salvia), 856 nucleotides long. RefSeq lists its product as uncharacterized. Lineage: Eukaryota; Viridiplantae; Streptophyta; Magnoliopsida; Lamiales; Lamiaceae. The coding region runs from base 112 to 678 and encodes 188 amino acids. The record is from RefSeq and is a predicted model, not a curated record. The transcript is spliced from 4 exons.
UAAAGUUGUGAACAGUGUUUUGUAAGCAAUCGAGAUUGGUAAUAUAUAUAAUAGUAUAUGCACAACACAAAUACUACUAAAUAAAAGGUAGGAUUGAGGAUUAAACUAACAAUGGCGAAAAGGCUACGGAGGCGACAGCAAGUCGAAGAUGACAACACGGAAAUUUUGAAGAAGAUGAUGCCUCAACUUAAGGAAUUGGUGGUGGUGGUUCAGAGUGGUUAUAGUGAUAAUUGUUCUCUCAUGCCAAUAAUAAAUUGGUUUAAAGUGGCACCUUGCUUGCAAAGAUUUGUCCUAGAGGCGUCACACGAAGAUGAGAGCAAUGCAAAAAAUAAUGUGGUGUGGGGUGAGAAAAGGGAUUACUUGAUUAAUGGUAGUGAUUAUGAUGUUUCGGAGAUUAACAACAGUAAGAAAGUUGAAGGGGCUUAUUCUCACAUCAAGGAAGUAGAGUUUUUUGGGUAUCGUGGAGUGCGUAAUCAUCUUCAAAUUAUUAGUCGGUUGGUGCGACACGGUGUUGCACUAAAGAAGAUAGUCGUGGAUCCGCGAUCUUUCGAGCUACGUAAGAAUAUGCCGUGGGAUCGCAUUUAUCGAAAUCAAAUGGAGGAUGAAAUAAUUGCAAGGGAGCUUGCAAACAAGCAACUUAAACAUCUUACUUCAAGAAUAAAUGUCAACAUUCUUUAGACUAGGAUUUGUGAAUUUCAUAUCUCAAAAUAUCAAAAUUUUAUCCAGAAUAUUAUGAAAUUAUUAUAAACGUUACAUGAUUAUCAUUUCUCAACCCAUUCAUACGUGCUUCACAGCUAAUGAAUUAAUGUGUGAGCAAAUAUCAUCACACGAAAUUAUCUACUUUAAUGUAGUCUUU